CUGCUGUAGUGAGUUGACAGCUCAGUGCCCAGGACACCACGGAGCGUGGGGCUGCUUAUGCUGGUCGUGGGGCCAGAGUCUGCUCCUAGAGCACAAGGCCAGAAGAGUGCCCUGUGGGCAGCCAGUCUGACCUCCUGGAGGCAACAGACCUCUGGGCUUCAUUGGGCAGGCUCAGGGUUGCUGUCAGCACCACCGCAGGAGGAUCAGCCUUCACACGCCCCCAUGUUGUGUCUUGUUAUCAUUGCAGCUCACGCCCUUGGCCUAGCUGCAGCUGCACAGAAGGCCGUGGUGGCCCUGGACCCCCCCUGGAGCACCGUGUUUGAGGGGGACAGCGUCACUCUGACGUGCAGUGGAUCCCGCUCUUCUGGAAGCACCCGCACCUCUUGGUAUUUUACUUCUAGGGAGCAUGUCUCCGAAUCAAUAGAAAGAAACAGACUCCAAAUUAAAGCUGCACAAGUGAAAGACACAGGCAAAUACCAGUGCGAGACCCAUGGCUCCACACGCAGUGACCCCGUCCAGCUGACUGUCUCUCGUGGCUGGCUGAUUCUCCAGGCCCCGCAUUAUGCAGUGUUCGAGGGGGACCGGCUGGUUCUGAGAUGUCGGGGCGGGGGUGGGAUGAGAUACUACAGAGAUGGAGCAGACAUCACACCAAGGCCUGUUCAGCCCAGUUAUACUAUUGAUCAAGCAAAGACAACAGACGGUGGCAGAUACCAAUGUAAAGGAGAAGUGUUCUCUGGUUCUGUUUAUUAUACACAUGCCUCUAAUGAGGUGGUGGUUCUUGUCCGAGAGCUGUUUUCAACACCCGAGCUGAGGGUGGCCGGCUCAGCAGAAAUGAGGGAAGGAAGCUCGCUGGCCCUGAGCUGUGUCACGCAGCCCAGCCCCGAGAAACCAGACCUACGGCUUCAGUACUCCUUCUACAACAACAGCACGGUCGUGAGAGAGCCAACGAGCUCCCCCGAGUACCAGGUCCCAGAGGCAGGGCUGGCAGACUCGGGACCCUACUCCUGUGUGGUGCAGGCGGUGACCUCAAGUGUCCAGAAACGGAGCCCCGAGCGAGACAUCGAGGUUAAACGAGUCCCCGUCUCCGGAGUCACCCUGGGGGUGCAGCCCCGCAAUGGGCAGGUGGUGGCAGGGGGGCGGCUGGUGCUGAGCUGCUCCGUGGCUGCGGGCACGGGGCCUCUCGCCUUCUCCUGGCACCGGGAGGGCUCUGGCCUGGCUCUGAGGACAGAGACUUUGCGCUCACGGAGGAUGGACUACGAGAUCUCUGCUGCCAUGGAGAGAGAUGCCGGGGAGUAUUACUGCGCUGCCUCGAAUGGCCACGACCCGGUCCUGAGCCCACGGGUGACAGUCACAAUGUGGUUGCCUGUGACUGGGACCAGUAUCAUCAGAGAUAAGCCAGAGCUGGUGCUCACAGUGGGAGAAAGCCUGAAUCUCAGCUGCUCAGUGCAGGCGGGGACAGACCCAGUAUUCAGGUGGCUUCACAACAGCCAGGAGCUGGACGCGGCCUCAGGGCCGGGGCUGCUGAGUCCUGUGGGGCACGUCCUGUAUGUGGAGUCAGUGCAGCUGGGCCAUGCGGGGAAUUACCAGUGCAUCGCCAGCAACCAGCUUAGUCUGGAGAAAGUCUUCCAGGUCUCCAGCGAGAUUCUGGCCAUCACCGUGAGAGAGGCCACGAGUGUCUGGGUGAUUGUGGGCAUGACUGUCGCCCUCCUGUGCUUGGUCAGUGCCGCUGUGGCUGCCAUGUUCUACAUCAGGCACCAGCAGAAAGCAGGGGAGACAUGUUUCACUGCCUGGUGGAGGAACACCCUGGGCCCAGUGCAGCAGGAGCCCCGCACCCAGAGGCUGCCUCCCCCGGCAGCCGAGGCCACCACUGACCUGGAUCCAGAGUACCACAAUGUGUGUCCCCGGCAGCAGAGCAGAGACGUGGUCUAUUCCACUGUCACCUUCAAGAAAGGAAGCAACGCCAAGCCCACAGGAACCCCCAAAAUGGAUGAUGAACACCUUGUCACUUAUGCUGUGCUCCCCAGCCUCAAGCCCUCCUGGGAUUCGGCCAGCAGAGCGAGGGCAUCAGAAGGGGGAGACCCAUCCAGGAGUGACAUUUAUGAGAACGUUUCCCACCUGGACCUGCACCGACCCUAGAACGGCCCCUCAAUGCCUGGGACCGCUGGGGCGGCUCAGUAACACCUCAC
Molecule: messenger RNA, 2186 nt
Organism: Alligator sinensis (Chinese alligator)
Lineage: Eukaryota; Metazoa; Chordata; Crocodylia; Alligatoridae
Product: Fc receptor-like protein 4
Biological process (GO): cell surface receptor signaling pathway
Molecular function (GO): transmembrane signaling receptor activity
Source: RefSeq, a predicted model, not a curated record